Molecule: messenger RNA, 1822 nt
Organism: Octodon degus (degu)
Lineage: Eukaryota; Metazoa; Chordata; Mammalia; Rodentia; Octodontidae
Gene: Klhdc1
Product: kelch domain containing 1
Exons: 13
Coding region: 516-1733 (405 amino acids)
Molecular function (GO): protein binding
Source: RefSeq, a predicted model, not a curated record
CAAAUUUUCGAGAAAAGUCCACUGAGAAAGAAACCACACACUCUGAAUGUGGGAAAAUAGGAAUACUGACUCGUUUCACAGGUCAGUGCAGGAAGGGGGUUGGCUGAGAUAGCGAUGGGGACACGGCUCUUUAAGAGGCAUGGUGAUCAGAUAUAACUCUUCUGAAAAACCGAUUGCACAAGACGUUUUGAGAGAAGCCAGGAAUUUGACCACGGAUGGACUGCUGAGCGACGCUGCGCUGGCAAAGCCCACUCUCAAGUGUGAAGAAAUCUGCCCAUGGCUUGCUUCCCAGGAAGCUGACGCUCCUUCGCUAUUGCUAAGAGCCAAAGAAUCCCUCGCAGCCACGCGUGCUUGGCUCGGCUUCCCAAGCCCCGCGCUGCGACGCAGACGCACUGGUUCCGCCUUCCCACCAAUCUCGACCCUCGACGCGUUCCGUCGGCGCGUGCGGACCGGAGUCGAGGCGACUCGGGGCCGCUCGGCGGGCAGGGGCUGCGGUGCGCCCAGCUACGGCGCGGAUGGCGGACUCGCAGCUGUUCUGCGUGGCGGAGGAGCGCAGCGGGCACUGCGCCGUGGUGGACGGAAACUUCCUCUACGUGUGGGGGGGCUACGUGUCCAUUGAAGACAAUGAAGUAUAUUUGCCUAAUGAUGAAAUUUGGACCUAUGAUAUUGAUAGUGGGCUGUGGAGGAUGCACCUGAUGGAAGGGGAGCUUCCCACUUCCAUGUCCGGAAGCUGUGGCGCUUGUGUUCACGGGAAGCUGUACGUGUUUGGAGGCUAUGACGACAAAGGAUACAGCAACCGACUUUAUUUUGUUAAUUUACGAACAAGAGAUGGAACCUAUGUUUGGGAAAAAAUCACCAACUUUGAAGGACAACCACCCACCCCUCGUGAUAAGCUUUCCUGCUGGGUAUAUAAAGACAGGUUAAUAUAUUUUGGUGGUUAUGGGUGUAGGAGACACAGUGAACUUCAAGACUGUUUUGAUGUUCAUGAUGCAUCUUGGGAAGAGCAGAUGUUCUGGGGAUGGCAUAAUGACAUUCAUGUAUUUGACACAAAGACACAAACUUGGUUUCAACCAGAAAUUAAGGGUGGAGCUCCACCACAGCCGCGUGCUGCGCAUUCAUGUGCAGUUAUUGGAAAUAAAGGUUACGUCUUUGGGGGACGUGUUCUGCAAACACGGAUGAGUGACUUGCACUAUCUAAACUUAGACACUUGGGCCUGGUCUGGAAGGAUUCCUGUUAAUGGAGAAAGCCCAAAACAUCGGUCAUGGCACACUUUAACACCAAUAGCUGAUGAUAAGCUUUUCCUAUUUGGUGGACUAAGUGCAGAUAAUACUCCAUUAAGUGAUGGUUGGAUUCAUAAUAUCAUAACAAAUUGUUGGAAACAACUCAUACACUUACCUAAAACAAGACCCAGAUUAUGGCACACAGCCUGUUUGGGAAAAGAAAAUGAAAUAAUGGUAUUUGGCGGGAGCAAAGAUGACUUGCUUUCCUUGGAUACAGGCCACUGUAAUGAUUUACUGAUCUUUCAAACACAGCCUUAUUCACUUCUCAGGUCAUGCCUUGACUGCAUUGGUAAAAAUGCUAUCACUUUAAAAAGUCAGAUAUCUCUAUUACCUCCUAAACUCCUACAACAAGUACUCAAAAAAAUAACAUUUUGGACUGCAGCUAAUCACCGGGAAGAACAAAGAGUCCAGAAAGAAACAGACAAUAAAUAUCAGUGGAUCAGUAGCAACUGAGUUGUUACGUGCCCCACCUAUGUGAUAUGUUGAACCAUUUUAAUCAAAUUAUACACCUCACCAUUGCAAGCUGCAUUGAAGGAUAAAAU